AUGCCCUUCGAGCCGCGAAAUGCCACCGAGGAAGAGAUCCAGGCUCUUCCAAAUACAGUCGAUAUAAUUCCACGAGCUGUCUGGGUUGUUACCAUAGCUGCUGCAGCGGAGAGAUUCUCUUUCUAUGCCAUCACAGCUCCUUGGCAAAACUACCUACAGAAUGCGGCCAGUGACACAGAUCUCCCUGGCGCACUAGGUCUUGGGCAAAGCCUUGCUACAAACAUCAACAAUGCGUUCUUAUUCUUUGCUUACAUCACGCCUCUACCGUUAGCAAUCAUAUCUGAUCUUUGGCUGGGUCAAUAUAAGACCCUGUGUAUUAGCUUAGGGUUCUACAUAUGCGGUACUACUGUGUUAAUCGCAACAUCUCUUCCAACCAGCCAGCAAAACGGCGCCGGUGUUCCUGGGUUAGCCGUCUCCAUGGUUCUAAUUGGUCUUGGUGUGGGUGGCGUUAAAGCUACUAUCUCCCCUUUUAUGAUUGACCAGUAUACGAACGUCAAACCGCGUCUUCUCCAAAGCAAAAAGGGCAGCUACGCCAUCGGUCAAAGAACACUGACUAUCCAGUAUAUAUGUAAUGUCUUCUAUUGGGCUACUAAUAUUGCCGGAUUAUCUUAUUUUGCAUCAACCUUCUUGGAGAGAAAUGUUGGAUUCUGGGCUGCCUAUCUACUUUCUCUAUGCACUCUUCUUCUAGCGCUUGUGAUCCUCCUACUUUGGGGGAAACAUGUUGUCAAAAUACCACCUCAAGGGAAUAUUUUGCCUCAGGUAGGGAAAUGUCUUGCGUUUGGAGCUCGCAAUGGCUUUCGGCUAGAAAGGGUGCGGCCAUCCUACCAGCUCGAGCACUUUAACAGACUGGUGCCCUGGACCGGCGCAUUUGUAGACGAGAUGAAACGUGGGAUCAUUGCUUGCCGAGUAAUAUUCUCCAUGGUCCUAUUCUAUCUCUGCUACAACCAAAUCUCUACAAACCUUGUUUCUCAAGCCGGGUCGAUGCAGCUUGGUGGCUUUCCUAACGAUGCCAUCCAGGUCUUAAAUCCCAUUGCCUGCAUCAUAAUCGGUCCCAUCAUCCAAAACGGUCUUUAUCCUAUUCUGUUAAGGCAGAAUAUAGACUUUGGUCCUAUUGCACGUAUUACUGCGGCUUUCUUUCUCAUGGGAGCCUCGAUGGCUUAUGCUGCGGGAGUUCAGCAGCUUAUCUAUUCGCGCGGCCCAUGCUAUAACAUGCCGUUGAAUUGUCCUGCAUCUGAUGGAAGAAUUCCGAAUACAGUCAGCGUUUGGGUCCAGGCGCCGCAAUACUUGAUUCUAGCCGUGUCUGAGAUUUUCGGCUUUGUGACGGUCUCUGAGUAUGCGUACUCGAAAGCACCUACCAACAUGAAAGCAUUGGUCCAGGCCCUUACCCAGUUCACGGCAUGUAUUGCUUCAGCUGUGGGCAUGGGAAUCUCCCCGGCAGCCAAGGACCCACACAUGGUUAUCUUUUAUGCAGUGUUGGCGGGUGCGACAGCCGCUGUAUCGCUUCCUUUCUGGUGGGUCUUUGAACAGUAUGAUAGGAUUGACGAACGCCUGAACCGGUUGGAGCAAGCGGAAGAGGAAGCCUCCGGAAAUCCCUGA
Aspergillus steynii IBT 23096 is the source of this 1596-nucleotide messenger RNA. RefSeq lists its product as uncharacterized. Lineage: Eukaryota; Fungi; Ascomycota; Eurotiomycetes; Eurotiales; Aspergillaceae. Bases 1 to 1596 code for a protein of 531 amino acids. The record is from RefSeq and is a predicted model, not a curated record. Gene Ontology annotation, molecular function: dipeptide transmembrane transporter activity; tripeptide transmembrane transporter activity. The transcript has 7 exons. Gene Ontology annotation, cellular component: fungal-type vacuole; plasma membrane. Gene Ontology annotation, biological process: transmembrane transport.